AUGACAGAAGGGAUCGAGAAUGCCUUCAUGGCAUCCCAAGGGCCUCAUUAUAAUGUCACCGGUUGCAUUUUUCCCCUACAAAUAUGGGCCGUUGAGAGAGUACCAGCUCUCCAACAAUGUAUAAUUUCAUACGUUCCCUUCCAAUUUCCACGAAUCAUACAAUAUCGGGGAUGGAAGCUUCCGAGGUAUAAGAAGAUUCAUGAAAUUAUAGAGAGCAAAGAUCCAGAAAAUGAAGAUGUUCUCUUGCAGGCUAAGAUCAUUGUUAACUUAGAGCCAACCACAGAGGAGUUGGAAACAGAGUCCGUUCGUUUGGCCCGUGAUAUAUUUGAUAGCACUAAAGAUGAAGAUGAUGAAGUUAUGGAGGAGAAAUCGGGACAGGGAGAGGGUGAAGAGGGUGGAGAGGGAGAAGGGGGAGAGGAAGACAGUACUGGUGAUGGAGAGGGAGAGGGAGCGGAGUUGCAACUCACUGGGGAGUCGAUGGAAGAUAGGGAGGAGCUGGAGGCGCAGAGGCUUCAGUUGGAGAGAGAGAGGGAAGAGUUGAAGCUUCUCGAACGCACACUAAAAGAGAGAGAAGAAUCGAUUAAGAGGGAGAGAGAAGUAGUACUUAAUGAGGUUGAACUAAUGCUGAAACUGAAAGAAGCUUUGAGGUUAGAGAAGGAGGAGUUGAAUGAGAUGGAGGUUUUGAAGAAGGAGAGGGAAAUGCUGCUGAGGGAGAAGGAAGAAUUGAAGAAGGAGAGGGAAGAGUUGGAGGAGGGUAAAGUGGAGUUGAAGAAGCAGAUGGAGGCAUUUCGUAUAGAGAAGAUUCGGUUCUGGAAGGAGGACUGUGAGAAUCAGAAGAAAGAGUCUGAGAAGGAGGACGAGGAUGCGUUGGGCGUUGAUAUACGUGAGAAAUCACUGCAAUCCAUUCCAGUAUAUACGAGGAGACCUAAGAGGGUGCUGAAGCCGUCUGUCUACAAGUGUUCUCCAUUCAUUUCUAUCUCUGCCGUGCAAACCACUCCAAGCAACGCCGCCAACGAUGAGAAACAGAGAAAAUUUCCGACUUCUCCGAUACCCCUUCAGGCCAUGAUCGAUCCACUUAGGGUAAUAUCGCAGGACGAACUCCAUGAAUUGGAAAGCUGAGCCAACGCAAACAAAGAAUCACUUGAAUUUCGAUGGUUCAAGACCAUUUGGGAGAAGAAUGCUUAGGUUGACAGCGUGGGCUAGAAAAACUCUCUCCUAUUAGCAUUGUCAAGCCGCAUGAGGGGCAGAAGGCCAUGUGGCAACAUGAAGAGUCAAUCACGCCAACAGUCAUUGGUACCUGAUGGUCAUCCACCCUCGAGACCGAGAAAUCAUUAUACUUGACAGUUUAUACUCGAGAGCACUCAAUCGAUACAGGCAACAUACUGAUCUGAUGAAGGAGGCUUUGCCUAUAUUAUUUUACGCCACUGGAGAUAGGGCUGAGCUGCAAGGAAAUGCUUGGACGGUCAGAGAAGAUACCUCUAUACCAAAGCAGACGAACGGAUAUGACUGUGGCAUUUUUGUCAUGAAAUAUAUCGACAUUUUGUGCAGCGACCACAUUUUGACAGGGAGAGACUUGCAGCCAUUCACUUCCAGCUUUAGGGAGUCAAUAGCCUAUGAUUGCCUUAGUGAGUUGAAAAUAUGAUAUA
Molecule: messenger RNA, 1646 nt
Organism: Magnolia sinica
Lineage: Eukaryota; Viridiplantae; Streptophyta; Magnoliopsida; Magnoliales; Magnoliaceae
Exons: 6
Coding region: 1-1119 (372 amino acids)
Source: RefSeq, a predicted model, not a curated record